AAUAUAACAGGUUUAUUGGUGGAACUUUGAUCCUUUAGUCCUACAGUAGCUGAAGUGAAAAUUUCUUGUUCAGAUCCAAAACGUUGAGCUGAAAGCAAGCAACAUGUUCAGGUAAGACAACUACAGAUGUCUCUAAAAGGUUUCUGACUUUGAUUGCAGCGGUUGUUAACCUGAUUUUAAUGUCUAACAGUUUAUAGAAUGCAUGGUUUGUUUCUUUGACCGUAUGAGGAUCUGUUAUGUAAUGUCCGUCACACAUUUUAAUCCAGAGUUUCUUCACUUGUAGGUUUUCUCUAAUAGUGUGUGUUUCUCUGAUAUUUGGCAUCACAGCAAAGCCAUACAAACCCUUGGUAUGUAUAUGUCGCUCCUGGCUAUCCACAAUAUAACAAUGUAGACUCUGCAACUUGAAAUCAUAAUAUAAAUUAUUCCUGAUGAAUUUCAAAUGCCAACAUGUUUGUUUUUGGAAAAGACGUCAUGUAAUAUUUGUGCUGUUUUCUCAGACCAAACUCACAGAUGAAGCGAUCCAGGAUACUGUUAUGUCCAUAGACGACAAAGGAAAGAUGGCCUGGAGAGUGGAAGUGGAGCCUCCACAGAACAUGGAUGAGACUGACUAUGACAUCGACCCGAGCAUGAAGAUUUGGAAGAGUAUGAGAGACAUCGAACAGGACAAACAGCCCUGGAAGGCCGAGGAAGACUUAGAUGACCUGCGCCAUCCUUCAGUAGUUGAUCUCAAGGUUCAAACCCGAAACAUGGACGCCGACAUCCAGGCAGAGCCGUGGCAGGAAGUUUCCAACAUGAAGUACAAUCCCGAGCCUGAGCUGGACAUGGAUGAAGUCUACCACAAAGCUCUGGAGGAUGUGGCUGGAUAUCUGGCUCCACUACGGGCUGAUUUCAAAGCUGGUGAAGAGGCCCGUGUUGAAUACUCCGAACCAGAGAAGGAUGAGGAUGAAAUGUAUCACCGUGAUGACCAGAGUUCAUCUGUGCAGAUGGAGGAGCUGAGCCGUGAGGUCAUGGUUCAAAGUGAGAGAGUCAGAGUUCACCUCGAACCAGAGGAAGACAUGGACGACCUGUACCACAAAGAUGUCCUGCAGCCCAUUCCUUACCAAGGAGAACCCGAAGCUGCCGAUCCUGUUUAUUUUCCAUCUCAGAGAAAGUACAGCGAGCCAGAGGAAGAUCUGGAUGGUCUGUACCACCAGUGAUCCUUCAACAAUUCAACCUGUGUAGAUCUUUAUCAUUUCAGAUCAGAUACAAACAGAGCUGUUACGCAGGUAAAUAAACCAGAAGUGUCAUUUGACUCCAUUUAACUGUCCCCAAUAAGAAUAAACAC
This is a messenger RNA of Centropristis striata (black sea bass), 1324 nucleotides long. RefSeq lists its product as uncharacterized. Lineage: Eukaryota; Metazoa; Chordata; Actinopteri; Perciformes; Serranidae. The transcript is spliced from 2 exons. The coding region runs from base 429 to 1196 and encodes 255 amino acids. The record is from RefSeq and is a predicted model, not a curated record.